GGGUGUUAAGGAAGGAAGGAGGGAGGGAACUUGUUAAAGAGGAGUGACAGGGUUCUUUUUUUAAAAAAUUAAGUAAACACCGCGCGUGCGCAGAUUUCUUUUGGCUGACAGGAGGAGGAGGCGGUUCGCCUUGUCCUCUCCCCCUCCCCUGGUUUGCGCGAGAAAAAGGGGUCAGAGAGAAAGAGAGAAGCAAGCAAGCGAGUUGACAGUGUUCCGAGCGCGAGUACAGGGGUGGGCGGGGUACAAAGUCCAGCUCGUGUUUCCCCGCCUCCCUCCCUUAUACUCACUCAAUUCUUCCCCCGCCAUCGCGUCGCGCGUGUGUGUAUAUGUGCGCGCGCGCGCGGCGGAGCGUUGAAGGGCGGCGCGCGAGCAGCUCCGGCCUCAUUCUGGAGGGGGAGGGGUCUUUUGCUCGCUUUUUCUCACUUCCCAAUCCUCCUCCCGCCAUCCCUGAGCGGUGUCGAGUGUGUGCGCUUCUGUGAGGGAGGAAGCGAGGGAGGGAGAUACGGCGCUGAAGGCGGGGGUGGCCAAGGCUCUGCGACGCGCACACCCAGAAACACACACACGAACGCGCGCGCACCCAGACUUUCCGCCCGGAAUGUGAGGCGCGGCGGAACCGGGGCUGCGGUGACUGUUCCUUGUCAAACGCGGUUCCUGCAGUGGCGGCGGCGGCCUCGGGCUCCCCAGUGCGGGGCCGGGCGCUGUGACUGGCUGUGUUGAGCCGCCACGGUCCCAUCCCCUGAGGGAAGAAGGGGUGGCUCCUUGGGCGGCGGCAGCAGGAACAGCUCUCGCUCUUCUCUGCUCUGCUCCUCCUUGGGCCGCUUCCUCGCGUCCCUCCCGAGCUUGAGACGCGCCUCGCCCGCCAUGAAGAAGUUUUCUCGGAUGCCCAAGUCAGACGGUACCGGAGGGAGCAAUAGCAGCGGAGGAGGAGGUGGUAUUGGCUGCGGCGGCACGUCAGCGCCUGGUUCGGGUUUUGUGGCUGGAGGCGGCCCGGCCGUGGGCAGCAGCAGGGUCUUUGCUGUAGGACGUUUUCAGGUCACGGUGGAGGAGCUGCUGGCGGAAGGUGGCUUUUCCACGGUGCUUCUUGUGCGCACACAUGGUGGGGUCCGGUGUGCAUUGAAACGAAUGUAUGUUAAUAAUGUUCCUGACCUCAAUAUCUGCAAAAGAGAAAUAACCAUAAUGAAAGAACUAUCUGGGCACAAAAACAUUGUAGGGUAUUUGGAUUGUGCUGUUAAUUCUGUUAGUGAUAAUGUGUGGGAGGUGCUCAUCUUAAUGGAAUACUGUCGUGCUGGGCAGGUAGUCAAUCAGAUGAACCAGAGGCUACAGACAGGCUUUACUGAGCCUGAAGUCCUACGGAUAUUUUGUGAUGCCUGUGAAUCUGUUGCUAGGCUGCAUCAAUGCAAAACUCCCAUUGUUCAUAGAGAUUUGAAGGUUGAGAACCUUUUGCUGAAUGAUAGUGGAAACUAUGUCCUUUGUGACUUCGGCAGUGCCACUAAUAAAUUCCUUAAUUCUCAGAAAGAUGGAGUUAAUGUAGUUGAAGAAGAAAUUAAAAAGUAUACUACAUUAUCAUACAGAGCUCCUGAAAUGAUCAAUCUUUAUGGAAGGAAACCAAUUACUACCAAGGCAGAUAUUUGGGCUCUUGGUUGCUUGCUGUAUAAACUUUGUUUCUUCACACUUCCCUUUGGUGAGAGUCAGGUUGCCAUUUGUGAUGGAAGUUUUACCAUCCCAGACAAUUCACGUUAUUCCCAUGGUAUACAUUGUUUGAUAAGGUAUAUGCUUGAACCAGAUCAAGAACGGAGACCUGAUAUCUUUCAAGUUUCUUACUUUGCCUUUAAACUUGCCAAAAAGGACUGUCCAAUAUCCAAUAUUAAUAAUUCUCCUCUCCCUUCAACUCUUCCUGAGCCCCUGACAGCUAGUGAGGCUGCUGCUAAGAAAAGCCAAAUAAAAGCUCGAAUAACAGAUGCCAUCGGACCAACAGAAACCUCAAUAGCACCACGACAAAGACCAAAGGCCAAUACAAGCACUGCCACUUCUAGUGUGCUAACAAUUCAGAACUCGGCAACACCAGUCAAAGUGCCAGUCCCUAGUGAUUUUAAUAAUGGGGACAAAGGAACUUCAAAACCUGGAAAUAGUCAAGAGACUAUGUUGUCUCAGGGAACUAAUCAGAACCCCCAACAAAAUAGAGUACUGCAACAACUACAGCAAGGUGACUGGAGGCUACAGCAGUUGCAUCAUUUGCAGCAGCAGCAACAGCAACAACAAUUGCUUCAGGAUGCAUACAUGCAUCAGUAUCAGCAAGCAAUGCAGCAGCACAUGAUUCAACAGCAGCUUUUGAUGCGCUCUGCGUACCAGCAGCAACCUUCCCCACCCCCAUAUCCUGCCAUGGGGCAGCAGUACCCACAAACUGUUCUACAGCAACACGUCCUUGUGAAGCAGUUGCAACCACCGAAACAGUCUCCUGAAUUUCUUGCCUCUUCCCAGGAGUUCUCUCCCGUCUUGAUCUCCCAUUCUAAAUCCUUUCCAACAAAUGUUGGUGCAGCACUGGACACACCUUAUACUACAAACAGGUCAUCCACCGCUGAUGCAGAGUCAGUUUCCAGCUAUCCAAAACAGAACAUUAGCAACCCUCCUGAUAUGUCUGGAUGGAACCCAUUCGGAGAAGACAAUUUCUCCAAGCUGACAGAGGAGGAGCUGUUGGACAGGGAAUUUGACCUUCUCAGAUCAAACAGGCUCGUGGAGAGGAGAACAUCCUCAGAUAAGAAUGUGGAGCCACAUUCUGUUCCACAGAACCAUCCUCCAGAAGAUCCCUUUGGUUCUGUACCUUUCAUUUCUCACCCAGUUCUACAAAGACAACAAAGACUGAGGAGGAGGGAGUCAGGGCCACCCUGUGAACUGGUUGUAAGUAAGAAGGCAGGUUCCCCAGGAAAUGAAAUUAAUAGCUCAGCAAGCAAUCUAGAAAACAAGGUAGGGAGACCAACCAAAAAUGAGAGGUCAAGCCAGGCUGCUGAGGACCAUGAAGACGUAAAGGUGACAGAAGGAAAUACAAAAAAAGGGAAUGAAGAAUCGGAGAGUGACUUUGAAUCAGACCCUCCAUCUCCUAAGAGCAGCGAGGAAGAGGAGCAAGAGGAUGAAGAAGUCUUGCAGGCUGAGCAUGGAGAUUUUGUUGAUGACAAUGAUACUGAGCCAGAGAACUUUGGUCAGCAUCCCCUUCUAAUGGAUUCUGAGGAAGAUGCAGAUGAUGAUGAUAAACUAAGUUCUGACUCUGACUCUGGUCAUGCUAGACCUGUGGAGGAGGCACCUGGCAUUAGAUACAGAGAAGAGACUGGCAGUAUUGAAAACGGAGUGCCUAGUGUAGCAUUUCCUCUGUUGUCUGAGUUGCCAAAUACCAAGGGGAGCCCUAAGCAAGAAUUUGAUGUCUUUGGAGCAGUUCCAUUCCUUGCUCUUCAUUCUCAAGAGCCUAAGCAAAAAGAUGGCAAAGAUCUCUUAGGCUUAGAACAAGAUCAGGAUGAUUUUGAUGUCUUCACCAAAGCCCCAUUCAGCAGAAAAACAUCACAGCAAGAUGAACUGAUUUCAGCUUCUGAAAAUCAACCAUCUCCCAUGUCUCCCAAAAGUGUGGAUGCUUUUGGCUGUAUCCCAUUCCCUCCUCUUUCCAUCCCAACAAACAAUGAGAGCAAAGAGGACCUAUUUGGGCUUAUCCCAUUUGAGGAGAUAGCAGGAAGCCAGCAGCACCAAAAAGUGAAGCACCAACGGAAUUUGCAGAAACUGUCCUCCCGCCAGAGACGCAUGAAACAGGAUGUAUCGAAGAGCAAUGGGAAGCGCCAUCAUGGCACACCAACUAGCACCAAGAAGACUUUGAAGCCCAGUUACCGCACACCAGAGAGAGCCCGCAGGCACAAAAAAGCUGGUCGGCGGGACUCCCAGAGCAGUAAUGAGUUCUUGACAAUCUCAGAUUCCAAGGAAAACAUAAGUAUUGCCCUGUCAGAUAGCAAGGACAGAGUCAACCCUCUUCAAGCAGAUGACCUUCUGGAUCCCUUUGGAGCCAAGCCUUUCCAUCCCACAGAAUUGGCGCGUCUUCCACCGCAUCAAGGACUGGGUGAUAAUUGUGGGGACUAUAAUACAGUAGUGCCUGGUAGACCUAGACAGAGUUCACUACUUGGAAGCAUUCAAUCUGGCGAGGGGAUAAAAUUAACAGAUGAUUUUGGGGCAGUUCCUUUCACAGAGUGUGUGCAGAGUGUGACAUCUCAACAAAGCCAGCAACAACAGUCAAUAGAGUUGGAUCCAUUUGGGGCUGCUCCAUUUCCUUCUAAACAAUAGAUUCCUCCAGGAACAUCUUUACAUUACUUAAGGAUUUUAUACGCCACCAUAAUCCAUCUGGUUGAACUGAGAUGAAACUUUUUAAAAGUACAAUGUAAUCAUUUCUCAGCAGAGAUCCUCAGAUUUUCAAAUCUAGUUUAAGCAUACAAUGUUGAGAUGGUGGUGAGGGCAUUUCACUAAGAGUUUCUGACAUCUUCUCAAAAUCUAUCAUUGCGACAACUGCCUAUGAUUAUAUCAACAUACAGCCAUUUUUACCGCGUAGUUACUCUUCAGAAAAGAGAUAGUUAUACAAGAAUAGUCUUGAGGGGACAGAAUCUGUAAACCCAAAAUUAAGAAGCCAGAUUGAUCUGGUACUAGUUCACACAACUUGCCCCCCCCCAAUCUCUGAACAUCAAGAGUUUUCUGACUUGACAUUAGAUUUCUAAUCAUAGAGAAAGAAAUCUAAACCUUUGUAUUUAUAUAUGCUAGAACUCUGCUUUUCCCCAAUAAGUGCCAUUAAUGUAAAACAGGGAUAGUUCUAACUUAAAAUCUCAAGAACUUAGUGGAAUACAAUACUAGAACACAUUGGGAAUCAAGAAGGAAAAUACAAAGCUGGAUUCUGCAACACUUUGAAGAUUACACAGUCUGUUUCAGAAGACAGCCUGGUUUACUUGCACGCAGCAUUUGACAAAGACAAAGAAAAGCCAGAAAUUUGUUGGCAAGUUCAAACCUGUAAAGCUCUAUUAUAAUGUAGGAUUUUCAUGCAAUGUAUGCUUCAUUUUACUUGGGUUUUGUACUCCAGGGCAAUACCCUAGAAAUGUCUUUUAAAUCACUCUUGCUUAAUCGCUCCCAUUUAAUAUUUUAAAUAUGUUCUGUAUCACAGUAUUGUACUUACCUUAGACUUCAUACAAAAUACACCUAACUCUAAAGAAAAUUUUAACUUGAAUUUAGGCAGUUUCCAGCAAAGGAGGUAUAAACUGGAGCCAAAACAAUGUUGAUUUGAGUCUGCUACCAGUAAACUGCAUAGUAAACCACCAAUGCCUUACUGCCAGGGCCAUUGACCUGUUACGAAUUUACCUCUGAGCCAAUUGGUGCCCUUGAGACACUGUUGUAAAACUUAGAACCCCUAGAACUUAGAAGGCGAGUACUUGAUGCAUCUCAGAACUUUCCACUUUGACAAACAUGUUCAUAAUGUCCUUGGCUCACUGUGAUCCAUUGUCAAUUAGCUGUGACUGUUUCAUAUAGCAGCCUGAUUUAAUUUGGCAGAAUAUUUCUCAUGUUUUCUGUUCUUUAGGCUAAAAUCUAGACCAGCUUCUCUGAAAUGUGUGGGUGUGAAAACACCACAGUAACCAGCUGUUUCUAAAUAUAUACAGAAGUAUAUGGCCAGGAUCUAGAGAACACUGCAAUGUAGUUCCAGUGCUUAUGCAGAAGCAGCAGACCCCUUGCUUCCAUGACACAUGACAAACCACUUGGGAAACUUAAAUGUUUCAAAAGUAUGAGGUCAAUUAUAUAAAAAUUAGUCAAAAUCCUACUUAAUGCAUACAAGCCUGAGAUUUCUCUGGAUCCUAAGCUUUGCAUAGUCGUUCACAUUGCAAUUCUGAAUUGAAGCACUUCUGUGCAUUUAUACACAAGGUACAAGAACUGGGUUCUUGAUGUAUUGCUUACCUGACUUGAAUAUGAACUUGUAGAAACAAGCAAUCUUACUUUUUAACUAGAGAGGAAAAAAGGUACUGCAGUGAAUGGAUUUCCUUAAAUGCUUGCCCAGUGGUGGUCUCUUGUCCUCCAACUGCUGUGCAAAAGCAAAGUAUCAAAAUAAACACUUUUGGUAACUUGGAACAUGAUGUUAAUACAGGAUGAAUUUGGUAGAGGGGUAGGAUGCUUUAAAAAUUAAUUACUUUUAAGAAAAAUGUUGCUUUUAUGAGAGGAUUUUUUUGGCAAUCAAGAUAUGAUUUGAAGCUUUCUCCAGGUAUAUGUUUCAUGGUUGUCAUAUGAAACACAGAGCCCGGGUGAGUUAGGUGUCUUGUCAUUCUAAAUAUUUCUGUAAAGCACAUAUGGCAGAAAAUGGCCAACUGUGCAUGUACCUCAGAAUGCCUGCUUUUAUUCUUGUGCCAAAGCCUUCUUGAACUAAAUACAGGUUUUCUGUAAACAUUUGUAAUAUUAAAACUAACCAGACAGCUCUUUAUCUAAGGGCUGCUUCAACCAUGGCAAGAUUUCCCACCCAGAAAGUAAUCAGGUGUGGGUUCUCAGCAAGUAAACAAAUAGAUGUAGAGAGCAUUCAUGUAUAUGGCCUUUGUGACGGUUUACUAUAUAGAAAGGCUUUCUUGUGAAUGAAACAUGCAAUGUUCGAAGUGGCCAUAGGGGACUGGAGUUCUAGAGUUAACACAGCUGUUCACAGCUGGCUGAUUCCAAUGUAAGAGCUCUGCCUGUGUGUGCGUAAAGGUGCAAAUGCUAUCAGGUGGCACAAAAUAGGCACAGUAGUCCUGAUCCAAAAGUAGUAGUUAUACUGAGGUCCCAUUGAAAUUCAUUAACUUGUCCCAUUGAUUUUAACAAAUUUCUUUGGCUCAGGGACAUUAUCUAGUGUCUGAUCCGAUUGAUACAGGUUUUCUAUUUCAAGCCAUCUGAAAAAUCCUUCCUUUGCACAAAAUUUCCAAUGUGCUGUGAAAAACAAACAAGCUACGUUUAGAACAACCAGCUCAUUGCAUUAUUUGUUGGUAGUAACCUAAAAUUAUUGUCAGCAUUUGCCUGAAGGAGUUUCCAUGUAUACUUCAUACCCAGUUACUGGCUGAUAAUUCCAUUAUGAUCAUUUUGUAUUGAAAUGUGAGACGCCUUUGAUCAAGAGGGAAGUAAAUCUUGUCUUGCAAUAAUUCCAAUGUGGUGGGGAGAGUAGAAGCAGUGCAUUAGCAUUAUUCCAAUAAUUUCCCUAAUGUUUCCUCUGAAAAUUGAUUGGUUAAGAAAAUAUACAAGUUUUUUCACAGUCAUCACCUUUGGUCCUGUCUCGUGGAAGAUACUUGUAUUGCUCAGUUCAUGCGAUUAGAUUGUUAGUAUGGAGGAGCAUGUGGAAUUAAGAAUUGAUGCAGCUCUGCCAGAUUGAGGCUGAAGCAUAAAUGCUGUAGCACAGUCUUUAAGGCCAAAUAAACAUGUGGCCAUUCAGAUGAUUGCCAAUAUUCUUUGCGUUCUCAUAGGGCCUUGCUUCACAUAUUAUUGACUGCAUAGAUAUUUUUGCAUAAGACUUUAUUUUCACAGGUUUCUGUAGAUAAGAAUGUAUGUUGAUUUGUGUGUGUGUGUGUGUGUGGUUACUGGGGUAUACUGGCAGACCCCACAGAAUUAAUUUUUUCCUAUUUUUGUUGUUUCCAAGAGCUGCAGAAAGCAAAUUUAGUAAUUUGAAUUUCCCUUCAGUUCUGAACUUCACAGAAAAAUUUGUUAGUAGCUUUGGAGAAAGAGGCUUGGUUGCAGCGUAUGUGUACACAUGUUUGAAUUUGAAUCUGUUAUGGUCUUUCCUAAAAUAGUAAGACUGAGAUGUUAAUUCAUAUCCAUGACUGCCAGAUGUGGGAUUCCCCCCCACGCUUUUACCUUUCCUAUUAGCAUACAGCAGACAGCUGAGUACAUCUUCCAAAACCAGCUGCACAGUUGGCUCAACUUGAGGCAUAGUUGCUUACUGCAUCUGACACAAUAGCCACCCUAAUGUGUUUUUAUUGUAUGGAUUAAUAGAGCAGAUGUGCUCCUAAAGGCUGAAAACAACAGGCUCUGGUUUAAAUACCAGCUGUCACUUUUUCCCACCUGGUAAAACCACCUCAUGGUUACUAUACUGUUGUCCAAAUUUGUGCAACUCGGUCCUUUGAAGGUACAAUUUUUGAGCUUGGUGAAAGAGACUGAAUCCACACCCCUAUCCAAAUAGGGAUGGAGGUGCUUACUACUUUUAUAAUUAGCCUGUAGAAAAGGAGGCUUAUAUCUUACAGCAUGAUCCUGUGUCAAACUAGUCACCAGCACCCAAUAAUUUAGAGGGACAGGAUCAGUACCCAAGCUGGGGGAGGAAGGCUGCCCAGAAGUCUGUCCCUUUCUCCCAAAAAUAACUACUGUGAGAAUGACUGGCUAUAGCUACUACUGUGAUAAUAGCAACUAGAGUCUAUCUGAAGAUUUUUUAUAUAUGAUAGGGUGUAUUUUUAUAGAGAGAAACAUAUAUAAAACAUACACGCACACAUCACAUCUCUUGGAGUUUGUGAUCUAAAACAACAUUGCAGUCACAAUCAUUUUUGUGGCAUUGGAAAAACAAUAUAUAAAGCCAAAAGCUGCUAAAAAAGUAACAGGGAAAUGCAAAGGACCAGCUGCCCAGUUAUUUUUCUGAAGCACUUCAUUGAAAAGAAUAUAGUAAUAGUAUCUAUAGCCAACUUUUGUUUCAGUGACUAAGGACAUCACUCAAGAAUAAAACAGUUAAAUGCUAUAUUUUAAUUGCUGGCAAACAGCUUUAAGUGCACUUUUCAAAUUACACUUCCAUUUCUUGUUAGACUUGAAGUUUCUAAAGCUUUUUGUGUGUCUACCACUAAAACAGAACUUUUAACUUUUGUGUGAAAUGUAUGUACAUGGGAGCAACUUUCAGUUGUUACUAAAUAAACAUACCAGAUACCAUGAUUGUGUAGACCCAUGUAAUUUUUACAUCAGAGCUGGGGUGUUACAGAUCUUACCACUCAAAAUGCUAAUUGUGUUUUCUGUGCAUGUUGCCUCUUAUCAA
Messenger RNA from Rhineura floridana, 9016 nucleotides. It is a transcript of the gene BMP2K, whose product is annotated as BMP2 inducible kinase. The transcript has 17 exons. Lineage: Eukaryota; Metazoa; Chordata; Lepidosauria; Squamata; Rhineuridae. Gene Ontology annotation, molecular function: protein kinase activity; ATP binding. The coding region runs from base 862 to 4311 and encodes 1149 amino acids. The record is from RefSeq and is a predicted model, not a curated record. Gene Ontology annotation, biological process: protein phosphorylation.